AUGUAUAAACCUCCGAGUGGCGACUUGGAAGGAGAAGUCGCCGAUGCAGAUAAUCUUAUCAUUUGCACCCCACAACGGGGAUCAGGAGCGGGGAUUGAUGUCGAAGGCACUAUGUUUCUGGAGCAGUUUGCUCUCUCUGGGACGCCGGUUACUGUGGGUGUUGAGCGAGGAUCAAGUUCUGGUGGUUCCCGGACUCCAUUGAUGACCCCAAACCAGGCAACAGACAUUGACCAUGCCCCAGAGUCAGAGGACGAGUGCUUUUCCUGGUUCACUCCAAAUGGGACACGCUACUGGUGCCCAGCUGCUCCGGAAAACAUAAAACCAAGAAUCGAGGCCGUGUUUCAGCAAUGGGAAGACGUCCCGGAGAUGUAUGACCUCUACGCAGGUCACUGUGGGUUUUCAACUAGGCUUGGGACAAUUAAGCGAAAGAAAGGAGUUAUCACGCACCGGUACAAUCUGAUCUUCGUUCCGUUUACCGGGGUUGACAACAACAAGCGAUGCGUCACUUUUGGAGCGGGGCUAUUGUUUUGUGAGACAAUUGAGGCCUACACGUGGCUGUUAAGGGCUUUCCUCGACGCGCACAACAAGCAGCCCACCCUGGUGCUAACUGACCAAGACCCGGCCAUGCGGCAAGCAGUGGCUGCUGUGUUUGAUCGUUCACUCCAUCGCCUGUGCAUGUGGCACAUCAUGAAGAAACUACCUGCGAAGAUUACAGGAGAGGUCGCGCAUAACACUGAAUUCAGGGCUGCCGUUCACAAACUGGUGUGGAACAUUUAUAUUAAACCGGUGACAUUCGAGAGGAGAUGGGGGAAGCUUCUAGAGAAGUAUGGGCUUGAAGGUCACGAGUGGCUGAGAGACAUGUACAACAUAAAGGAGAUGUGGGUCCCGGCAUACUUUAGAGAAAUCCCAAUGUCAUGUUUGAUGAAGACUACGUCCCGGUGCGAGAGUUCGAACUCUACGUUUAAGGUGAGCUCGUCCUGGGCGAACACCCUUGUCCAGUUUUUUUUGUGUUAUGACUCCACGAUGGAGUCCCAACGCUAUAGGCAGAGGGUUGGGGACUUCAAGGCGGAUGAUCGCGCACACGAGUUCAGAUCUGGUUUGGCGAUAGAGAAGCACUGCGCAUUAUUGUAUUCCCCGGCCAUAUUCAUCGAGGUCCGCAAAGAGAUCCUGAAGGGCCUUUUACACUGCUAUACUACCGGGGUCGAAGAAUUCGACGGGAGAAAGGUUUAUACUGUUACGCAUUUGGACAAGCGUUCCGAUGUCGUCAAUGAAUUCACGGUUAAAGUGGACCCAGUCGAGGACACUACAACAUGCUCAUGUAACCUUUGGUGCCGUAUUGGAUACCUUUGCAGGCAUAUAUUUUGCGUAUACCGGCAAACAAAGGUGGACGAAAUCCCGGCUAAGUAUGUGGUUAGUCGCUGGGGACGUCACGUGUUGCCGAAGUCGGUUUUCCGUGUAGAAUUCAGGUAUGGGGUAGACUUGUCUCCGGUUUCGUUGACCAGGAACACCCUAGUGGACUGCUUUUCUGAAGCGUUUGAGGCUGUGAUGGGCGACCGGGCAGCGAUGGAGGAUUUCGUUGAGAAAAUCAAAGGCUGGACAAAAGAAUUCAAUGAUGAUCGACGUGGUAAAAGAGUCGCCGAGGCAACAGAGUCACAGGUUAUGGCUGAUAUGCUAGGCGUGGUGGUGGAAGAUGAGGAGAGCACCCCCGUUUCCUACUCCAAUCCUCAAGGCGUACGCAAUAAGGGAUGCGGGACAAACAAACGCAUGAUUGGGCCGGGUGAGAGGGCAGUCCAGAACCACCAAAAGCCCCAGCGAUUAUGCAGAACAUGCAACCGAUUUGUAACCGGGCAUGACUCCCGCAACUGCCCAGAGAAACGCAAGACUGCAGAACCUUAG
This is a messenger RNA of Helianthus annuus (common sunflower), 1896 nucleotides long. Its product is annotated as protein FAR1-RELATED SEQUENCE 5-like. The record is from RefSeq and is a predicted model, not a curated record. Gene Ontology annotation, molecular function: zinc ion binding. The coding region runs from base 1 to 1896 and encodes 631 amino acids. Gene Ontology annotation, biological process: regulation of DNA-templated transcription. Lineage: Eukaryota; Viridiplantae; Streptophyta; Magnoliopsida; Asterales; Asteraceae. The transcript has 5 exons.